Molecule: messenger RNA, 3967 nt
Organism: Balaenoptera ricei (Rice's whale)
Lineage: Eukaryota; Metazoa; Chordata; Mammalia; Artiodactyla; Balaenopteridae
Gene: EPN3
Product: epsin 3
Exons: 10
Coding region: 482-2422 (646 amino acids)
Biological process (GO): endocytosis
Cellular component (GO): endosome; plasma membrane; clathrin vesicle coat
Molecular function (GO): phospholipid binding; clathrin binding
Source: RefSeq, a predicted model, not a curated record
UUCAAGCAGAGCCUCAGGGCCCACACUGAGGGCCCCCUUCCACUACGCCAGGCCCGUCAGGAGGGCCAGGGCGGCCCUGGUAGGGCUCCUGGUGGAGUCAGGAUGCCUGACUGGUUCUGCUGGUUUCAGUGGCCAGUCCUGGGAGGGGCUUGCGCUUGGUGGGCUCUAGGGCACCAUUAUUUCUCACCUUGACUCUUGCCACCCGCCAGCCCACAGGCUGGGGAGGUAAAGACAGGUCUGAGUCACUAGUGAUGGGGAGGGCAGGCGUUAAACAAGUGUUGGCUGUGGCAUCCCACAGAAGGCCCGCCACUGCCGGGACAGAAAGGCAGCAGAGGGAAGACCCAUGUGGAAGCCAAGGACACAGCCGCCCUGCUGAGAGCACGGCGGCCCACCCUUGGAGACCGUGACCUCUCGACGGUGGCCCUCCUUGGCCCUCCACCUUCGGCUAGGGCGGGGGCCGCCCAUCUCCAAGUCCCCAGCCAUGACGACAUCAGCGCUGCGGCGCCAGGUGAAGAACAUCGUGCACAACUACUCGGAAGCGGAGAUCAAGGUGCGCGAGGCCACUAGCAAUGACCCGUGGGGUCCGCCCAGCUCGCUCAUGUCGGAGAUUGCCGAUCUGACCUUCAACACGGUGGCCUUUGCCGAGGUCAUGGGCAUGCUGUGGCGGCGGCUCAAUGACAGUGGCAAGAACUGGCGCCACGUGUACAAGGCGCUGACGCUGCUGGACUACCUGCUCAAGACAGGCUCCGAGCGUGUGGCCCACCAGUGCCGGGAGAACCUCUACACCAUCCAGACGCUCAAGGACUUCCAGUACAUCGACCGCGAUGGCAAGGACCAGGGUGUCAACGUGCGCGAGAAGGUCAAGCAGGUGAUGGCCCUGCUCAAGGAUGAGGAGCGCCUCCGGCAGGAGCGGACCCACGCCCUCAAGACCAAGGAGCGCAUGGCGUUGGAGGGCACGGGCAUCGGCAGCGGGCAGCUGGGCUUCAGCCGUGCCCGCGGUUCCCCGUCCUCCUACAACUCCUCCUCCUCAUCCCCCCGCUACACCUCCGACCUAGAGCAGGCCCGGCCCCAGACGUCAGGAGAAGAGGAGCUGCAGCUGCAGCUGGCCCUGGCCAUGAGCCGCGAGGAGGCUGAGAAGCCGGUCCCCCCAGCCUCCCACAGGGACGAGGACCUGCAGCUGCAGCUGGCCCUGCACCUGAGCCGGCAGGAGCAGGAGAAGGAGGUGAGGUCCCGGCGGGGAGAUGACUCCCCUGUGGCCAAUGGUGCUGGGGCCGGACCCCACCGCCGUCGGGACAGAGAGCCCGAAAGAGAAGAGACAGAGGAGGAGAAGCUUAAAACCAGCCAGGUCCCACCCUCUCCUGAGCAUGGUUGCCUCUGCCCCCAACAGUCCUCCAUCCUGGACUUGGUGGACAUCUUCGCACCAGCCCCGGCCCUGCCCUCCACACACUGUUCUGCGGACCCAUGGGACAUCCCAGGUCUCAGGCCCAACACAGAGCCCAGUGGCUCGUCCUGGGGGCCUUCGGCAGACCCCUGGUCUCCAGUCCGCUCAGGAAGCAUCCUGUCCCAAAGCCAACCGUGGAACUUGCCCCCUAUGUUCUCCUCCUCUGAGCCCUGGGGCCGGACCCCAGCGCCACCUGCUGGACCACCCCCCACAGACUCCUGGGCACAGACCUCCCCCCACCACAAACUCCCCAACACUGGGGCCGAGCCCUGGGGGGCCUCGGUGGAGACCUCCAACACACCUGUGCUAGAUGGUACCUCGACCUUUGACCCAUUCGCCAAGCCUCCAGUAUCCACAGAGACCAAGGAGGGGCUAGAGUGUGCCCAGGCCCUGCCCUCUGGGAAGCCCAGCAGUCCUGUGGAGCUGGACCUGUUUGGAGACCUCGACCCCAGUUCCAAGCAAAAUGGCACAAAGGAGCCAGAUGCCUUUGACCUGGAUGUGCUGGGGGAAGCACUAGCCCAGCCCAGCAAGGACACCCCAGCGCGCCGGACUCCUGAGUCCUUCCUGGGCCCCUCGGCCUCCUCCUUGGUCAACCUUGACUCAUUAGUCAAGGCGCCCCAGGCUGCAAAGACCCGGAACCCCUUCUUAACAGGUUUCAGCACUCCAUCCCCCACCAACCCGUUCGGCGGGGGCGACCAGGGCAGGCCGACCCUGAACCAGAUGCGCACCGGGUCGCCGGCGCUGGGCCUGGCGGCCGGUGGGCCGGUCGGCGGCUCCAUGACCUACAGCGCCUCCCUGCCCCUCCCGCUUAGCAGCGUGCCGGCCGGCGUGACCCUCCCCGCCUCGGUCAGCGUCUUCCCCCAAGCCCGCCCCUUCACGCCGCCGUCCCCCGGGAGCCUGCCGCAGCCACUGCUGCCCACCUCAGGCUCCGCCGGGCUGCUCAACCAACCCCCGCAGGCCAGCACCAACCCUUUUCUCUGAGCAACGCCCCCGCCUCGGGCGGGCCGGCGCGUGCGCGUGACGCCCCGCCCCGCGUUGACGGCGCUGGGCCUCGCCCCCUGACGUAAGCGGGGUGGGGCUGCCACGCCAGGACCCACCCCGGGAAGGAAGGAAGGUUGAGACUCCGCCCCGAGGCCCGGGCAGGUGCUGCUCGUCGGCCUCCGCGGACUGUUUGCAGCUACUGGAAAUGAAGACUGACGACUUCAGUGGGGCCAAGACCACGCCUCAUAAUAAAGAAUGGAGCCCGCGUCCUCAGGUCUCACCAAGUGGACUUUUUGCCUGGCGUGGCGGCCAGGCCCGGACCCCAGCACGAAUCACCGGCUGCCGUGGGAACGACUGCUCCACAAUGUGGGGCACAAAAAUGCUCCCACUUCCUGUACAGCACCCUCAGCCUGGCACCUUCGCUUCCACAUGCUCCCCAGACUCUUAUUCAUUCAACCAUUUAUCACACAUCGGCGCGGGGGAUGAUCUAAUAGCAAGGGACAAUAGACAGUUGUUCCCUUGCGCACUCGUUAUGUGCUAAGCACUUUAGACAGAUUAUUUCAUUUAAUCCUUGCAUCAAUGUUCUGAGGUAGAUAAUAUUACUCCCACUGAGGAAUGGCUACAUAAUUUGUGCAAAAUGAAAACGUGGGGCCCCUUGUUCAAAAUUGGGUUAAGAUUAUCAAAACGGGAGCAGCAGAGCAUUAGAUCAAGUGCAAAGCCCUUGGCCCUGCUCCCUCUUUAUAGGUGAGGCUCAGAGAGGUUAAGUGGCAUGCUCAAAGUCACAAAGCUAGCAGAGUGGGGCUGCGAUUCAGAGUCAGGGGAUCUGGCUCCACAGCUCUGAGCUCCCACCCUGGGCCCCAGAUUUAAUUCACAAGUACUGACUGGCUGCUGUGGACAGAGUGCUAGGCUCGUCUGCGAGGGAUUCAAGAAUUGCUAAGCCCGCAGCCUCCAGGAGCUCAGAACUCACUGGGGCAGGCAAGCCAGAUCCAAGAGCCCCCACGAUCCUUUGUUUUACUGAAUCACUUACAUCUGGCUCUUACUCCUCUCGUCUUUUCACCAGGACUGGCAAGAAACUCAAUUUCAGCCAUGAUCCCUCCUGGGGGGGCUUGUGUGGGGUCUGAGAAACCAAGGGGAGGAGCAGGGCCUGGUACCUCAUUCUGAGGGCCACCAUGGUGACCCUCACUUCUCUUCUACUCAAUGCUCUCCAACCACUGGGCACUGAUGUGUCUUCUUUGCUCAGGGUUUGGCUCUGCAGGCAGCAGGCCAAAGGCCUGGGGUAAAAUGGCCUUCCAUAGGCCAGAAACACGAAAGUUGGUGGGGCAGGACACAGUGCUGGUCUCCUUCCUAAGGUGGGGGUGGGGAAAGGAGCUGCUUUGUUUUUUUGGAGGGAGUCAGUCCUACUGUACCUGUUACAGGCAGAGUGGACAAGAGCAUCUACUUAGGAGUCAGACUGACAGCAUUCAAAACUGCUCUAAGGUUUGCACUUAAUAAUCACUUGGUAAUAAGUGGUUAUGCUCCCUGACCUUGAGUAAAUUACUUAACCUC